Messenger RNA from Brenthis ino (lesser marbled fritillary), 1527 nucleotides. NCBI's taxonomy places the organism in Eukaryota, Metazoa, Arthropoda, Insecta, Lepidoptera, Nymphalidae. The record is from the annotation of a GenBank genome assembly.
AUGAAUGAAAAUUAUUUGAAUAUAUGUCAGACGUGCUUAAGUUGUGACCGUUCGUUGUUUCCAAUAGAGAAAUUGGAAUCUUCAAUGAAGAAUUUAAACGUUACAUUAUUUAAUGAUCGCCAAAAAGCCAGAAUAUGUUGGGAAUGUAAAGCAAUUAUAAUAAAAUUAUCAAAGUUUAGAGAACAGGUUUUGGAAGCUCAAAGGCUACUUACGUACAACGUAAAGAACAUAUCUCCAUUAAGCCCUUUAAAGCUUCAAUCAAAUGAAAAAAUUAUUAAUUUUACAUAUGAAGAGAACAGCAAUAUCAAUCAGAUAACUUCAAUAAAAACAGAGUCUGAUGAAAAUAAGUUUAAUUCAAGUAAAACAAAUGAAAUUCAUGAAAAAAUUCAUGAUUUGGAUAUAAUUAAUUUAAGACAUAUUCCCAAUGACAUUAAUUCUAAUAAGAGUAAGAAAAUUAGCAAAAACUACACUAAAUUCAAGGAUAAAAUAAAAACAAUAACUUUUACCGAAGACGAGAUGCUGAAUAACAGAGAAAAUAAAAGGAAUCGACCGAAUUUCAAGAAAAUACCAUUUAAAUGUGAAUCCUGUGUACAUGGUUUUACUAGAAAGGAUACUUUACUUUUGCAUAUCAAGAAAAAACAUCAUGAGUCUCUAGGACAAUACGUGUGUCCCGUAUGUCAGAUAAGGUUCCCAACACACAAAAUGAUGUCACGACACAAAACUCGACACUACACAAUACACAAGUGUUUGUUAUGUGGCUAUGACACUUUCACACUAACAGCUGCGAUCAAACAUUGUGUCGUGAAACACAAAAGAGAUACUUAUGGUUUAAUACAUUGUCGACAGUGUGAAGAUACUGUUAGCACAGCCGAAGAGUUAUCAGACCAUAUAAAAACUAAGCAUACUCUAAAUUGUAGUGAGUGUGGAGAAAAGUUUAAAGGGAAACACACAUUGAGAACGCAUAUAAUGCGUAUACAUUCAUCGCACCGCGACUUCACAUGCGAUAUAUGUGCAAAAACAUUCAAUACAAAAUCCCGCUUAGAAUCUCACAUAACAUCCCAUAAUGUGGCCAUAGCUAAAAAACUUUCAUAUUGUACAAUAUGUCAAGUCCAGUAUAAAAAUAUAUAUGUAUAUAGGAACCAUUUGAAAAACAGCAAAAAUCAUUCGGAGAGACUAUACCAUUGCAAAGAAUGCAACAAAAAAUUUGCAUCGAAGGUUUAUUGGAAAAAACAUUAUGAUUUCUAUCAUUUAAAGAAAUCUCCAUUUAAAUGCGAAUCUUGCAAUAAGCUUUUCAUGUCAGAUUGGCGUUUGAAAAACCAUAGACAAAAACAUCACGGGUUGAACAGAACCAGAGACCAUAUGUGUAAUAUAUGUGGAAAGAGUUUCUAUACCCAAUCGACUCUCAGAGGUCACAAGCUAACGCAUUCAGACGAACGGACAUACAUGUGUUCGAAUUGUGGUGAUACCUUCAAACAACGGCCCGCUUUAUAUACUCAUUGUAAAUUAGUUCAUAGAAAUGAGAAGAAU